AUGGUAAACACUGUUCUUGCCGUGCAAGCUAGUAUUUGCUUUUCCCUUGAAUGGAGUAUUUAUAUCUCAAUUCUCUCACUUGGUUCAUCAUUUUUCACAUUGAUUUGGGUCUGCUUUUCUGUUAAGGUUCCAGCCAGGCUGAUGGGGUCCGUGAAAAACCAAGCUGAAACUCACACCGCAGAAUCUAAAUCUGCUCCAAGUUGGACUUCUUUACGUCAAGGGUCGAAAUCUGAGAAGGGAUGGUUCGUGGCUAAUAAUAAUAAUGCUAUCAUCAAUAAUAAGUGGAUUUCAGUGAGUUUUUUUACUGAUGCCCCCAUUGAUGAACACGGUGAUUGUUUCAAGGAAAAUUUACAAAAGGUGAUUGACAGAUUGGACGACUGGGAUUGCAAAUGAUAAAUUUGCAAUGAUAAAAGUAUUUUCUCUUUUCAGAAGAAAGAUUAUAUCUGGCCGCAAUAAACCUGGGAGUUCUCCCUGUCCCUUUCUCAUAAUAGCUAGAAAAUAGAAAAUCUUUCCCAUGCUUUAUUAUUUGGGAUUUGAAAGUUAGGCGCAACAGUUUUUCAGUGAACUGUUAGGUAACUGGGUUUUUUCCCCUUAGUUUUUAGGCA
Molecule: messenger RNA, 605 nt
Organism: Durio zibethinus
Lineage: Eukaryota; Viridiplantae; Streptophyta; Magnoliopsida; Malvales; Malvaceae
Source: RefSeq, a predicted model, not a curated record